GCAGACGUCUCAUAAACCAUGUGAUCCGCACCGCUGAAGUCACGAUAAUGGAGUUUUGUGAGAACAUGUGUUAUAUGGAACCCAACUGCGUCAGCAUUAAUCUUGAUAAACGAGUUGGUAGAAACGGAAGGUACAAGUGUGAAUUGAAUAAUGUUACUCACGAAGGACACGAACACGAACUGGAGAAGAAAGGCCAUUAUUUUUAUCGUGCAGCUGAGAGCGCUUGUGUUGAUAAUCCUUGCGAUAACAAUGCUACUUGUCAAAGCGGUUUUACAGACAAAGGAUAUUGCUGUUUGUGUACUACUGGAUUCAAAGGUCCGAACUGCAGUAAAGAUAUCGACGAGUGUGCUGUAGGAACACAAAACUGCAAUGAAAAUGCUGUUUGCAACAAUACCAAAGGUUCCUACAACUGCUCAUGUAAACCUGGAUAUUCUGGAGAUGGACGGACUUGCAAAGAUAUCGACGAGGGUGCUUCAGGAACACAAAACUGCAGUGCUGAUGCUAUGUGCAACGAUACCAAGGGAUGGUACAACUGUACCUGCAAACCUGGAUACUAUGGAGAUGGAAAUAACUGCCGUUCGGCUUCGACGUGUAAGGAAAUUUUCGAUUGGAAUGUAUCAGAAAAGAGUGGUGUGGUUGCCCUGAUCCUAGACUCAAAGCCAAUUUCUGUCUUCUGUCACAUGGGAGACUUUGGAUGCGGAGAUGGAGGAUGGACACCGGUCAUGAAAAUUAAUGGCAGUAAGAUGACAUUCCAUUAUGAUUCCAAGUUUUGGAGCGACAGAAAUGCUCACAACCUUCCAGGGGGCAAGACUGGCUUUGACUUUUUAGAAACCAAGUUACCGACCUACUGGAACACAUCCUUUUCCAAGAUCUGUCUCGGUAUGAAGAUCAACCAACAGACCAACUUCAUUGUAUUCAACAAGCAGGCUAACUCUCUCCACUCACUGAUAGCUUCUGGAAUAUACCACGCCACCUCACUAGGUCGUAACAUGUGGAAGGUGUUAAUUGAUUCAGAGGCCUCUUUGCAGCAAAACUGCAACAAAGAAGGGUUCAAUGCAGAGGGAAACCAUCUUUUUUCCUCCAAAGCAAGAAUCGGCAUCAUUGCUAAUCAGCAGAAUAGCUGUUAUUCUUGUAAUUCCAGAAUUGGCUUUGGUACAGGAGGAUACUACGAUGACAACAACACCUGUGGAAAUGAUGCAACACACAAGGCUGAUAAUGGGAACAAACGCAUCAAAGCCAUGGGGUACAUCUUGGUGCAGUGACAAGGGAAAAUUCCGACUUUCAAAUAUUUAAACCGAGAAGCCACCAUAGAACAGAAAAAUGUAGUAUCCUGAGACAUACAAACAAAAACAAAGGAACUCAUUCCUUUCUCUUUUUAGAAUUCUUUCUAGUGUAAUUUUUUUAAAUCUAAUCUACAGCGUUCCAUUUGUGCGAAGCCAGUAAAAUGUUUUGAAAUCGAAGUAGAAAUAAACGAGGAACCCAUAUUCG
Messenger RNA from Stylophora pistillata, 1488 nucleotides. Its product is annotated as putative skeletal organic matrix protein 5. Gene Ontology annotation, molecular function: calcium ion binding. The record is from RefSeq and is a predicted model, not a curated record. NCBI's taxonomy places the organism in Eukaryota, Metazoa, Cnidaria, Anthozoa, Scleractinia, Pocilloporidae.